Corylus avellana is the source of this 1584-nucleotide messenger RNA. Lineage: Eukaryota; Viridiplantae; Streptophyta; Magnoliopsida; Fagales; Betulaceae. The record is from RefSeq and is a predicted model, not a curated record.
AUGAUAUUUAGAGGAUUGGUUAACUUCUCAAAUGCUUCCAAGGGUCUUGUUGGAAUAGAAUCCCGUGCGGAGGAAAUUAUGAGCAAACUUUGUAUAGGGUUGGAUGAUGUUUGCUUUUUGGGGAUUCAUGGGAUGGGUGGAAUUGGGAAGACUACCCUAUCAAAAUUCAUUUAUGAAAGAGUUUCUCAUCAAUUUGAAGCUAGUUGCUUUAUUACUAGUAUUAGAGAAGAAACUAGAACUGAUUAUGAUCUAUUUUAUCUACAAAAACAACUUAUUUCUGAGAUCCUCAUGGACAGAGAAAUAAAUAUAUGGAAUAGCUAUGGGGCAACUAGAGUGAUAGCGAACAGAUUACGUAAUAAAAAGGUUCUUAUUGUUCUUGACGAUGUGGAUGGAGAAAAACAACUAAAAGCAUUAGCAGAGAGCCAUGAUUGGUUUGGUCAAGGGAGUAGAAUCAUUAUAACAAGAAGAGAUCGUCAUUUGCUGAACAGAUUUGUGGAUAUUACAUAUGAUGUUAAGGUGCUCAAUGUUGUUGAAGCUUUACAACUAUUUAGUUUGAAAGCCUUCAAGAAACCCCGUCCUGAAGAAAAUUACGUUCAAUUGUCUAUGGAUAUUGUGAAUUACGCUCAAGGCCUUCCUUUAGCUCUUGAAGUUUUUGGUUCCCUCUUAUUUGGUAGAACAAUGGAUGAAUGGAAGAGUGCCAAGGAUCUACUAAAAGAAAAUCCCAAUGCAGAAAUUUUGGAUAAACUUAAAAUAAGUUAUGAUGGAUUAGAGGAUUUGCAGCAAAAAUUGUUUUUAGAUAUUGCAUGUUUCUUCAAUGGAGCAUUCAUAGAAGACAUCAAAUACAAACUAGAAUGUUUUGGUUACUAUCCGGACUUCAAUAUGAAAGUUCUUGUGGACAAAUCUCUUAUAACUAUGUCAGAGGGAAUAUUUGUGGACAAAAAUCUUAUAAUUAUGAAAGGGAGAAUGUUGCAGAUGCACGAUUUGUUACGAAAAAUGGGUAAAAAAAUAGUUCGUUGUGAGUCUGCUAAGGAGGAGCCUGGCGAAUGCAGUAGACUGUGGUGUAACAAGGAUGUCAUUCAUGUAUUGAAAAAUGAUAGUGGAACUGAUGCGGUUAGAGGCAUUGUCCUAAAAUUACCUUUACAAAAAGAAGAGCGACUAAAUGUUGAAGCCUUCGCAAAGAUGAAACAAUUGCAAAUGCUUCAGAUUAGCCACACUAAUAUUGUAUCACGUUUUUCUAAAGCUCGUAAUGAUUUACUCACUAAUCUGGAAUGGCAUGGAGAUCCUUCGAAUUUCAUGCUAAGCAAUGAGUUAUGCGUUAUAGAAUGGUGGGUAUAUCCUUUAGAAUCCUUGCCGGCCAGUUUCCAAUCAAACAAGCUUGUUGAGCUCAUAAUGCCUUACAGCUCCAUCAAACAAUUGUGGGAUGGAAGGAAGAGUUUUGACAAAUUGAAACACAUUGACCUAAGUCAUUCUCUAAACUUGAUCAAGACACCAGAUUUGAGCGGAGUCCCAAAUCUUGAGAAACUAAAGCUUUCAUAUUGUACAAAUCUGUCCAAGGUCCGCCGAUCCAUUGGAUUUCCAAGAUAG